This is a messenger RNA of Phyllostomus hastatus (greater spear-nosed bat), 1073 nucleotides long. It is a transcript of the gene MMP24OS, whose product is annotated as MMP24 opposite strand. The record is from RefSeq and is a predicted model, not a curated record. Bases 64 to 228 code for a protein of 54 amino acids. NCBI's taxonomy places the organism in Eukaryota, Metazoa, Chordata, Mammalia, Chiroptera, Phyllostomidae. The transcript has 3 exons.
GCCCGCAAAGCCUGGAGGUCGGCGCUGGGAUUCUCCGGGAUAUUCUUCCGCAAGCGUCAGACCAUGGGAGCUCAGCUGAGCGGCGGCGAGGGCGCGGUGGAGCCGGUGGAGCCGGCGCAGCCCCAGCCCGCGGCACCCGCGGGUCCUGAGCGACCCAGGCCCGAGCCCAGCCCCUGGGGACCGCUGGACGACGUGCGCUUCCUCAUUGCCUGCACCUCUUGGUACUGACUCUCCGCCCUCCGAGUGGCCUUACCACCGCCUGUCAUUCUGUUCGCCUCUCCUGGUCUGGUCACUGUUGUCUGCCCCCAUGUCUCUCCUAACCUAUCCCCCCAUUCUCGCUCCCCGGACAUGACAGCGAGUGGAGGACGUGCAGGGGUGGGGCCCAUGGAGCACCGUCUGGUCUCUGGCCCCUCCUGCCAUCCUGAAUUUCUUCGCUUUCCACCCGGCACCCAAGCCACUUCAGACCUUCGGGCUCACCCCCACCCCGCAGCUCUGGGUCUUGGGUCAGCCUUCCCUGUCACUGACUUCAGAACCCGGCCAGGGCUCUUGGCCGAGGGGAAGCUAGGCUCCAGGGCCCCCAGGACUUCCCCCCUCUGUCUGCUCUGCCUUGGGACGACGGACACACAGACGACUGCGAGACGAUGCAGGAGGACCCGAGACUGGAAGCCUGCAGGCUGAGCCCUGUCUGGGCCCAGCCUCACAUCCCUCACAUCUGCAGCCUGGGCUGCCUGCCUCCAUCUCCUGCUCUUCCUCACCUGACCUCGGCAGUACCAGGAGCCAACGGGGAACCUGGGGGGCCUAGAGCGUUCAAGAAGUGAGAGCACCAACCUGAGGAGUGGAAAGGGACCAGGGAAGGGGAAAGGGAGGCCAGGAAGAGAUGGAUAAAAGAGACACUUCUGAUCUCAUCUUGGACCCAAGGCCCAGCCAGCCCCCUGGGUAGCCUGGGCAUGUCACCACCUCUCUGUGCUUCAUGUGAGGGCAGGGUGAGAAUUACCCUCGGCUUCCCAGGGCCUACACUAGUUUCAUGUGAGUGGACAGGUGUGAGCUAAUAAAGUGCUUUGCAAAGUAUAAAA